AUACUAUUCUAAAUCGCAGAAAAUUUUACGCUUGAAAAUUGAAAAAACAAAUAUUUUCCUAGCAUGUAUAUAAAACAGAAGCGGGUUAUUUGUUACGUUUAUUAAUUACAUUCGGUAUGGCUUACCACAAAACUAAUUUAUGGCUGCUUAUUGUCGCGGUAUUACCAGUACUGCGGAGCCAGCCGUUAGAAGAACAGCCUGUACAAGACAAAACAGUGCCUCCAGUAGCGAAAAUCCAAGAAAACCAUAAUACUUCAAAUGAAAAUGCAACAGACGAGAGCUAUGUGGAAGAGACUUACAUUGAAGUCUUACUGCCUGGGAUUCCUCAAGUAAACUCGAGCCUUCUACAGUCUUUGCUGAACUCCUCUUUUGAAUCUACCGCGUCCACCACAGAGAACACGGAUUCGAAUGAGCGUCCCAAACGUGAAAAUGAACAGAAAUUAACUCCUCUGGCGAGUUUCCAGGCGGGAAAGGACAGUACGGUGAUACCUCCUAAGAACCAGGAAGAAUCGACUAAAAAUCCGAUUCGGGUCGCCAGAGAUGUUGGUGGUGAAAAGGCAACGCCGCAACAGUCGAGUACCAGUACCGAAUCGGUUGUAUAUAUAACACCACAAAAGCCUAUAAAGUAAUAAAUGACAAGUAGUAUACUUUUAUAAUAUUAUAUACCUAUUAUAUUGAAAGCCAAAAUACGUCUUAAUAUCAGAAGAAUACAAAACCUUACAGAUAAAGCCUCAGGUAAUUAUAGUGUAACAGCUAAGCAAUACUAUGUAUACUUAAAUAGCAAAAGCAAACAAAAUAAAAUGUAUGGUCACGAAAAAAAUUGAAAACAUUAAACGUGAUAAUCUACUUA
Messenger RNA from Anthonomus grandis grandis, 850 nucleotides. RefSeq lists its product as uncharacterized. Bases 117 to 629 code for a protein of 170 amino acids. The transcript has 3 exons. Lineage: Eukaryota; Metazoa; Arthropoda; Insecta; Coleoptera; Curculionidae. The record is from RefSeq and is a predicted model, not a curated record.